AAUAGAGAUCUUUGUCCCAAAACUUCCACACAAAAUUUAAAUGGCGGCGAAUUCUUAUUUCACUGGUGUGGAAACCAGCAUCUUUUGAUCCAAGAAAAAAGAGCAGUUUUGAAACGAAAAUGUUUGGCUGUCGAUAACUGAAAUGUUCCUCAGAAUCACUCAAAUAUAAAGAAUGAACAGGACUCCAAAUACAAAUGUGAAUAAACAAGGCAGUACCAUAAAUCAUCAUGGGUUAGGUCAACAAACAUCAUAUAAUCUUGGGAACCCAAGGUCAGCUGGACCUUAUGGAAUUGCAAGUCAGAUCACAGUAUGCAGUUCAAGCACUCCUGUUCAGACAGUUGCUAUCACUACCCAAAUCAGUAACAGUACUGCUUCAUUAAUAGGAACUCUAAGUUCUGUCAGUGGAUCUGCCACCAGUGCAUUUGAAGUUUCAACUCCAAAACCAUCAGACAUCAUGAAACCGGAAAAUAUCAAAAGCGAAAUGGAGGAGCAACCAAACUCACAAGUACUGCGAGAUAAAGUACUCCAGUACUAUCUUCAUACAGUAGAAGAUAUCAAACAUAACUUUAGAGAGAGACUUCAAGAAUUGUUUUUUAUUCAAAGUGGUGGUAAUAUGGUGGACUACCCAGCUUGGAAAGUUCGUCCAACUCCUCACCUCUUGUCUUUUAUGAAUGUAUAUAGAUUGGAUGAUGAUUCCAGCUGGACUGCCUCGAAUGCCACCAGCACUUUCUCACCAUUAGUAAAUGUGCAAACAACCUAUAGCACUGCCAGUUCUUCAUUGUCUAGUUCAAAGCCUUCAGAAAAUUCCAGUAGGAAUAACUAUGGGGUGUCAAAAUCGUCUGUAGAACAAUAUGGCUUUGUGCAAGGUAUGCAUGACCAUGGUAACAGACAUAAAAGUAUAAAACACGAACGAAAAACUCUUGAUAGUCACAAGUCACAUUCCCACAGAUCUGGAUCGAUGUCAGGAAACACACAGGAAGAUAUUGCUGGGCAAGUUAGACAUGAAUCUGAAACACUUCAUCGGAUAUCUCAAUUGCGGAAAACUGGCCUUUGGUCAGCUAGCAGAUUACCAAAAGUGUAUGAGCUUCCGCGUAAAAAAUGCCAAUGGGACUUUCUAUUGGAGGAAAUGCAAUGGCUUGCCACAGAUUUUGCCCAAGAAAAAAAAUGGAAAAGAAAUAUGGCAAAAAAGAUUUCCCGCUCUGUUUUAAAAUUUCAUCAAGAUCGCUUAAUGCAAGGAAAAAGAGUUAAGAAAGACGAAGUUAUUCGCAUGAAAAGAAUUGCAAGUGGUAUAGCAAAGGAAGUUAAACAAUUUUGGCAACAAAUUGAAAAGGUUGCAUGUUACAAGCAGCAAAGUCGUCAAGAAGAACAAAGAAGGAAAGCUCUUGAUCUGCAUUUGAAUUUCAUUGUGGACCAAACAGAAAAAUAUUCCUCAUGGCUGGUGGAAGGGAUGCGUGAAUCAACAGUUUCAUCACCACUUUCUUCAAAAAAUGUUUCAGAUGGUGAUGAUGAAUUUGAACCUGUAGAUUCUUCCCGUGUAGAAGAUGAUGAAGCUACAAUAUCAGAAGAAGAAGAGAAUGAGGACCAGGGAAAAUAUGAUGAUGAGUUGAAUGCUUUAAAAGAAGAUAGUGAAAUACCAAUUGAAGAUCUUAUUGACAAACUUCCAGAAGACAUGCUGACAAGGUUAACUGCUCCAAAGGAUGACUACUUUUCAUCUGAUGAUGAAAAUGAAUCUGGAUCAGAUAACAAUAAGGGAUCUGGUCAUGACUCUGAUGCUGCUAGUGUUGAAGAAUCUGAUAGUGAAGAUUAUGUUGCAGAUGAAGAAAUGGAAGAUGAUGAUGAAGGAACAAUAGAUGUUGAAGAGAGACAUAAUGAUGUUGAUCACCAAACAGAGCUGGACGACCUUCAAAAAGAGGGAGAAUUACCAAUCUCAGAACUUUUAAAAUUAUAUGGCAACCCAAAUAGUAACAUGGAGGCUAGUGGGAAUGACAGUGACAAUGAAGAAUCUGAUGUAAGCGACAAAGAAGAUGGGGAGAAGGCGAAAGAAGAUGAAAAAUCUGCAGAAAUAGACACCAAAAAGGAAAGGUCCCCCGGUGAGGCUGAAGAUGCAAAAGAAAACAAUACAAAUGCUCCUGAUGAUCAAUUGACCAGUGCAGCAGCAACAGCUGAGAGUCUUCAACCAAGAGGCUUUACUUUGUCAACAACACAGGUUAAAACAAAGGUACCAUUUUUACUACAACAUAAAUUGCGAGAAUAUCAGCAUAUUGGCUUGGACUGGUUAGUGACAAUGUUUAGUAAACAGCUUAAUGGUAUCUUAGCUGACGAAAUGGGGCUUGGUAAGACCAUACAAACUAUCGCAUUACUUGCACAUCUAGCUUGUGAAGAGGAAUGCUGGGGACCUCAUUUAAUUGUUGUACCAACAAGUGUAAUGUUAAACUGGGAGUUCGAGUUAAAAAAAUGGUGCCCUGGCUUUAAAAUAUUGACCUAUUUUGGAACACAGAAAGAGAGAAAGUUAAAGCGAGCGGGCUGGUCCAAACCUAAUGCCUUCCACGUCUGUAUCACAUCUUAUAAGCUGGUUAUACAAGACCAUCAAGCAUUUCGUCGAAGAAAGUGGAAGUACUUUAUCCUUGAUGAGGCUCAAAAUAUAAAGAAUUUUAAAUCUCAACGCUGGCAAAUGCUGCUAAAUUUCCACAGUCAACGACGUCUUCUACUAACUGGCACGCCUUUACAAAACAGUUUAAUGGAGCUUUGGUCACUCAUGCACUUCUUAAUGCCCAAUAUCUUCCAAUCCCAUCAAGAUUUCAAAGAAUGGUUCUCCAAUCCUCUCACUGGUAUGAUCGAAGGAAGUAGGGAAUACAGUGAAAGUAUAAUUAAAAGACUUCAUACGGUGCUUCGACCUUUUUUGUUACGCCGGUUAAAAUGUGAAGUCGAACUGCAAAUGCCAAAAAAAUACGAACAUGUUGUAAAAUGUAGACUAUCGAAACGACAAAGGUUUCUGUAUGAUGAAUUUAUGUCUAGAACAAAAACAAAAGAAACACUAGAAGCAGGAAAUUUUCUUAGCGUGAUCAACAUAUUAAUGCAGCUACGAAAGGUCUGCAAUCAUCCUGAUUUGUUUGAAUUACGUCCUGUCUUUUCACCAUAUGUCUUAGGGGAACUUCAGUUUGUGACAGCUUCCAUCAUAAACAAUGCAAUUUCUUACAAUCCUUUAGAGAAUAUAAGUCUUCCUUCAUGGAAUUUUUCACUAGCAGAUUUAGAUUUGACCAUGAGUGCAUUUCAAGCGCACAGGACAAGCCAGUUAAAAGUAAAAAAGGUUUUAAUUGAAGAGUUAAGCAGUAGUUGCAAUAAGAGUAAAGAACUUGUCAGUGAAGAAUUUCCGACACCUCUUCAGCGUAAAUUUCGAACAUCUUCAUCACAAUUUCAACCAUUAGCUAACGUAUCUGAAGAAGUCUUGACAGCUGUUCCAGAAAUGGAGUCAGGACGCAGUUAUUUAGAUGUAAUUAAUGUGAAUAGUAAAACUUAUGGCAGCCAAACUGUGAAUGAUAUAUUGUUGAGGCAAAUUGAAGACUCAAUUGAUAGUUCUGAUAUUGAUGUUGUAAAUGUUGAUGGUGACGAUGAUGUCCUCUUUCAACCAGCUAUGAAAAAGCCAAAAAUAGAAAUCAUUGAAGAUGUUUCUGUUAAAGGGAAAUUACUGGAAGAAUAUAUUGCAGAUGUUGUUUCACCCUUUCAUUUGUCUGGGCUAAAAGAGAAAGCCAGAAACUAUAAAAGCAAUCGUUUAGCACACAUGGCUGCAAUAAAUGAGCGUCACUGUGAUGCAUCACCUGUAUAUGGUUUGGACCUACACAGAGCUGUCCAGUUGAAACAACAUACAAGUAACCGAUUUGUUGGAGCUCUACUGCAUCAAUAUCCCCAUGAUUGUAUGUGUAGUCAUCUUCAGAGCCUUGUGCUUACUCCAACAUGCAGAUUGAAUCAAAGAAAACCCAUAACAGAAAGAUUUUCAUUGUACGUUCGCCCAGUGGUAGCACCGGUUAUUGCAAUGAGAUGUAGUCAUAUGGCUCCAUCAAAAGUUCAAGAAUCGCAAAAUCUUGCCAACACUUUAAACUGUCAGUUAGCCGGAAAAACGGACAUCUUGUUGCCAUCAAUUACACAGUCACUUAUUCAGUUUCCUGAAACUCGUUUAGUGCAAUACGAUUGUGGUAAACUUCAAGCUCUUGAUCAACUACUUAGAGAGCUUAAACAUGGUAAACAUAGAGUUUUAAUCUUCACACAAAUGACGAAAAUGUUAGAUGUUUUAGAGCGCUUUUUAAACUACCAUGGAUAUAUUUAUCUUCGAUUAGAUGGAACCACUAAAGUUGAACAAAGACAGGUUUUAAUGGAGAGAUUCAACCAAGAUAAAAAAAUCUUUGUUUUUAUUCUCUCCACGAGAAGCGGUGGAAUCGGUGUGAACCUUACAGGUGCUGAUACAGUUAUAUUUUAUGACAGUGAUUGGAAUCCAACUAUGGAUGCACAAGCGCAAGAUCGAUGUCAUAGAAUUGGACAAACUCGGGAUGUUCAUAUUUACAGACUGAUUUGUGACCGUACUGUUGAAGAGAAUAUAUUAAAAAAGGCACACCAAAAAAGGUUGUUAGGAAACAUAGCUAUAGAAGGGGGAAAUUUCACUGCAGCAUUUUUUAAACAAGAUUCUGUUAAGGACUUGUUUGAUAUCAAUCAAAAGGAAGAAGUUCAAGAGGAUAAGCCAAUGGUGUUGAAAGAUGAAGUAGAAGAUACUGCUGAAGAAAGUAAUAAAGAAGAAGUAAACAAAGAGCAGAAAAUGGAAAAUAACAAAUAUGAAGAGGUGCUUUCAAAAGCAGAGGAAGAAGAAGAUGUGAAAGCUGCACAAACUGCAAAAGCUGAACAAGAAUCUGAACUUCUGGAGUUCAACGAAAAUGUACCUUAUGCUGAAGCUGGAAAAAAAGAAGAGUCCAAGGUUGAAAAGGCUCUUGCAACGCUAGAAUCAGAGUUAAAACCUAUUGAACUGUUUGCACUGCGGUUUAUGGAAAGUACCAACACCUUCUUGGUAGAAGACGAAGUGGAAGAGGCUGCGAAAAUGCUUCAACAGAAAAAGAAAGACUGGGAACUUGACCAUUUACAAUCUCUAAAAGAAGCAGAGGAGCGCAAAAAUGCAGAAGAAGAAGACGACAUGUUCUUUACGUAUGUCCGUGAUGAAACUUAUGCCAAGCAUUUUGUAGAUGAGUAUACUGGUGUCUUUAUGCCGAUAUGGACACCUCCAACACCACCAAGAGAUGGUGAAACAGACUAUGUUACUGAUCACUGCUUAGCAUUUUUGUAUGAAACAGGAACUAUACCUGAAAACCAUUUGCCUCCCACUCAUUACCUAAAGAAAGGUGGAAUGGAUUUAUAUGCGAUGAAGCGGAACACAAACCGAACACACUAUUUAAGUGUUUUUAAAAAAAAAAGACAUCGUUUAUCCAAAUUCAAAUCGAUUUUUGAUAAGAAGGCACUAGAGUUGCUGAACAAGAACAAGUUGAAGAAAAGUCAGAAGCUAAAACAAAAAGCAAUGACAGUACCAAUUGUUCCAUCUUCAGUCACGACCAGACCAGAUUACUCGCAGCAAGGACCUGAUUGGUUAAUCAAUGAAGACUGGGCACUACUACAGGCUGUCAAUACCAUGUCUGAGUUACCGUUGGAUUUCCAGAACGAACCAGUUCACAGCAAACUAGCAAACUGGGAUUUAGCUGCAGAUAUUGUGAACAGUAUGAGCAGAGUUCGCAGAUCAGCUAGACAGUGUCGUGACAGAUACCAAAAUGUGAUAUUGCUUCGAGAGGAAGGGAAACUUUUAACAACCCCGCAAACAGACUCUACUGACGUGAAGUUAAAGAAGAAUAAGAAAGCCAUACAACAGCUGCAGCCGCCGAAGACUGCUGCACCGCUUCAUCCUCAACAAAAAACACAUCCACAGUUUAACCAGGACCAUGGUAAAAGCGUUCUUAAUAUGCACUAUUCGAAGUUCGAUUCGGUAAAAAAAGCAUCGUUGAAACGUAAACCAACUAUAAAACAACCAAAUGCCGGUAAAUUUCAAGGUUCCAGGCAUGCCCAGGUAUUGGCCACAAAUGGUAUUUCGACAGAUAAAACGUUAAAUCCAAGAGAACUUGCUAAUAUGCGUGCAGAUAGAAUCGCGAAUGAAAAGAAGCAAGCUGCAGCGGCUCAACAACUCCAGCAGCACCAAACUUCAACUGCCAGUACCAACACUAAUUCACAAACACAUUCUACAUCAUCGUUGUCUGGUAGAUCGAGUCAAUCUGCUAACAACUCUGUGGCAACAAACGCUCAGGCAGCAAAGGGCGUGACAGUUGGUAUUGUCCAAGCCUCAAACACCCCAGGAAGUAUUCGAGGCAACUUGGUGUUCACGUCUGCGGGUGGCGCGAGCACGCUGGUUGUCAAUCCAUCUGGCGUUUCUACAGCAAACUCCGGCCUAAGUACUACUGCUGCAUCAUUUGCUGCCAUUAACCGAAAGAUGCAGAACGUAGCACAAAAUGUGGUCUCUAUGGGACAGGUAGCCGCGGGUACUACCGCGGCAAGAAUAUUAAACGCACAAACAGGUCAGUCCACCCAAAUUAUACCUGGCUUGGUACAAUCGAAGACUGCAACUAGUGGCACAUCUGUGGCUGUAAGUGCCACAACAUCAAAUGUAAUAGCUCCCAACCUUGUGGCUCAAGUGCAGAGGGGUGCAACAAUAGCUGGCACAGUUGGAAGCCCUGGAAGUCUAAUAACAACUCAACCAUUCAUACAGGGUAAAGCCCUAACCCAACAACAGAUCGCUAUAUUACGUCAAAAAGCAGCUCAACAACAGCAGCAGCAACAACUUCAAAAGAUACAACAGCAACAACGCAUUCAACAACAAAAGCAGCAGCAACUUAAACUGAUACAACAACAAUCAACUCAACAAGCACAAAUACAGCAAGCCAAUCAAACCAACAAACAAGUUCAGCCAACUAUAGUUGCUACCAGCAACCAACUAGGCAGUCUUACAGUUCAAACGAUGAAAGCACCCGUCACUUUGCGAGGUUCAGUUCCGCAGCAAAUUAUGACCCAGCCACUCACUGCAGCUCAGCAUCAACAACUUCUGCAGCAAGCACUUAAGAAGCAGCAAAUGCAGCAGUUGCAUCGAGGGUCGUUGACAUCCAACUCUCAAAUUCAACAAAUCUUAGCUGGACAGAAACUCACAGAGCGUCAACUACGUCAAUUGCAGGAACAACAAAGACAUUCAGUGCAACAGCAGCAACAGCAACAGAAAUUUCAGCAGCAAGUUACUGCCACUAUCGUGACUCAACCAAAAGCACAGCUUGUGAUGACACAGGUUAAACAAGGGCAGGGAAGUCAAUCCUUGAAGACAGCUGGUCAACAAAUUCAAGUUCAACCACAGGGAUCACUGCCACAUCAAAUCUUGCUGCGUCCUACUCUUACCCAAGGUCUUCCUCAACAAAUCCAACUGCGAGCAAUGAUCAGUCAACAAUCUCCACAACAGAUUCAGCGAGUAAGUGCUGGUCAAACGAUGCAACCUAUGCAGGCUCAGGUGAACUUACAGACGGGUACCGUUGUCAUGCAGCCACAGCAAGUUUCAACUCAACAGUUAACUUCAGCGCAGGUACAAGUUGUGUCGUCACUCGCGCAACAACAACAACGCAACAACAUUCAGGCCGCUGUACAAAAGCAAAUCCAGCAACAACAACAACAACAACAAUCCAAAAUGGCAGCUACUGGCGCGGCCAACGCAUCUACGUCCGCCAAACCUACACAGGUGCAACUCCAACUUCAGCAGAACAGUCAACUUUCGCAACAGCUGCAACGCCAACAAGUGCUAUCAGCAACACCCGCUCAAUUAUCACAGGUUAAAGCUUUCGUGUCUCAAGCUCAACUUCAAGCUUCACUUAGUCGAUCAAAUUCGCCUGUUGGCGCAGCUGUUUCAAACCAAUCCAGUGCGUCCACAUCCGCUGCUCAAACGACAAGUUCACCGCUAACCACUUCAAUUCAGCUGCAAGCCCAGCAGGUGAGUCAGCAAAUGAGAAAUCCUCAACUUGUACAGGUCCAAUUGAAAACAUCAGAAUCAUCGGCGACGUCGCCUUCGCAACAACAACAGUUGAAACAACAACAGCUAAAACAACAAUUGCAGCAACUUCAAGCACAGGCCGUAAAACAGCAACUUCGUCAGUCGCUACCAAUCGUUGUCUCUCAAACUACACCAAUCGUAAAGCAACAAGCAACGCCUCGCAUAGCAACUCCAACUGUCGUCACGGAAACGGCGAAUGUAAAACCGUCAAGUACGUCACAUGUGGAAGUCGAGACCUUAGGUGCUGAGACAGAGUUGUCGACUGAUGAUGGUCAAGAUAAAGGUGACGAUGUCAUGGCAGGAUUACGUGGAAUGCGUACACGAAGCCACAAGCCUUCGUAAACAUUUUAUUUCUUUUAAUUCUAUAUCACCAUAAAUUUUAAAUAAAGUAUUGAUAUAUUAAUCGCCCGUUGCCUAUGCUAAUUUAGUGUGAAAGUGAAUGUCGUAGUGUUGUAUAAUUGGAAUAUAAUUUAUUGCUUUACCAA
Messenger RNA from Hydractinia symbiolongicarpus, 8586 nucleotides. RefSeq names its product helicase domino-like. Gene Ontology annotation, molecular function: ATP binding; ATP hydrolysis activity; ATP-dependent chromatin remodeler activity. The record is from RefSeq and is a predicted model, not a curated record. Lineage: Eukaryota; Metazoa; Cnidaria; Hydrozoa; Anthoathecata; Hydractiniidae. Bases 173 to 8443 code for a protein of 2756 amino acids. The transcript has 46 exons. Gene Ontology annotation, cellular component: Swr1 complex.